ACUAUGGUUAGGUUAAUAAUGGGUAUAAUAAAGGUUAAUAAUGGGUAUACUAUGGUUAGGUUAAUAAUGGGUAUACUAUGGUUAGGUUAAUAAUGUGUAUACUAUGGUUAGGUUAAUAAUGGGUACACUAUGGUUAGGUUAAUAAUGGGUAUACUAUGGUUAGGUUAAUAAUGGGUAUACUAUGGUUAGGUUUGUAAUGGGUAUACUAUGGUUAAUAAUUGGUACACUAUGGUUAGGUUAAUAAUGGGUAUACUAUGGUUAGGUUAAUAAUGGGCAUAAUAAAGGUUAAUAAUGGGUAUAAUAUGGUUAGGUUAAUAAUGGGUAUACUAUGGUUAAUAAUGGGUAUACUAUAGGUUAAUAAUGGGUACACUAUGGUUAGGUUAAUAAUGGGUAUACUAUGGUUAAUAAUGGGUACAAUAAAGGUUAAUAAUGGGUAUACUAUGGUUAGGUUAAUAAUGGGUAUACUAUGCUUAGGUUAAUAAUGGGUAUACUAUGGUUAGGUUAAUAAUGGGCAUAAUAAAGGUUAAUAAUGGGUAUACUAUGGUUAAUAAUGGGUAUACUAUGGUUAGGUUAAUAAUGGGUAUACUAUAGGUUAAUAAUGGGUAUACUAUAGGUUAAUAAUGGGUAUACUAUGCUUAGGUUAAUAAUGGGUAUACUAUGGUUAGGUUAAUAAUGGGCAUAAUAAAGGUUAAUAAUGGGUAUACUAUGGUUAGGUUAAUAAUGGGUAUACUAUGGUUAGGUUUGUAAUGGGUAUACUAUGGUUAAUAAUGGGUAUAAUAUGGUUAGGUUAAUAAUGGGUAUACUAUGGUUAAUAAUGGGUAUACUAUAGGUUAAUAAUGGGUACACUAUGGUUAGGUUAAUAAUGGGUAUACUAUGGUUAAUAAUGGGUACAAUAAAGGUUAAUAAUGGGUAUACUAUGGUUAGGUUAAUAAUGGGUAUACUAUGGUUAGGUUAAUAAUUGGUACACUAUGCAGACAAUUGGAGGUCAGAAAAGUAUAGGGAAUAGGGCUCUGGUCUAAAGUAGUGCACGAUAUAGGGAAUAGGGCUCUGGUCUAAAGUAGUGCACGAUAUAGGGAAUAGGGCUCUGGUCUAAAGUAGUGCACGAUAUAGGGAAUAGGGAGCCAUUUGUGAAGUAUCCAUGGCGACUGACCUCAGAGUGCAGGUGGAGCCGUAGCUGCUGCUGCUCCGGUCAGUUAUGUCAUAAAGAGUUGGUUUUGUCUUUGUCUAUCCUUCCCCGAACAUGGCCCCGCGUGACCCUUACCUGCAGUCUCUCAACUCCUCUGUCUAUCCUUCCCCGAACAUGGCCCCGCGUGACCCUAACCUGCCCUCUCUCAACCCCUCUGUCUAUUCUUCCACGAACAUGGCCCUGCGUGACCCUUACCUGCAGUCUCUCAACUCCUCUGUCUAUCCUUCCCCGAACAUGGCCCCGCGUGACCCUAACCUGCAGUCUCUCAACCCCUCUGUCUAUCCUUCCCCGAACAUGCCCCCGCGUGACCCUAACCUGCAGUCUCUCAACUCCUCUGUCUGUAACUGGCUAUGUAAAGACAGAUUAGUUGAGCCUUUAGCCCUCUCCAGUCUACACCAGGAUCCCAUUGAGGGCAGGGUGCUGUCCUAUGGGAUGGAUGACGGCCAGCAGGAUCAGUACGAGGAGCGUCUGAAGGAGGUCUUUGAGAGUUUCGACGCCAGCGACGCCGGGUCGCUGUGCCCCGAGGAGCUAUCUGACUUGUGCCAGGCCCUGCACCUGGAGGAUUCCACCCCCGCACUGCUUCAUGCCCUGCUUCAGAACCAGGACAGACUCACUGGCAGGGUUGGUUUUGACCAGUUCAAGAAUGCCCUGAUUCUGGUGUUAUCAACGAGCAUAGCAGCAACACUUGAACCCAGUCAGGUGACAGCACGUGCUCCUCUAUCACCAGACUCACCAGUCCAAGCUAAGUUUGUGCGGGGUAGUAAGCGCUAUGGCCGACACUCUACACCAGAGUUCAUAGACGCCAUCACAGACUUCUCAGAGGCGGGCAGCUCAAACGCUACAGGACGGGACCCAGAAGAUCAUGAAGACUCCACUGUGCCCAGGAAACGUGAGCGCUGGAAUGCUCAUGAAAGCGGAACGGAAGAGUACGAGGCAGAAGGCCAGCUGCACCUGUGGAACCCUGAUGAACCCUCCACCCCGCGGGUCUCUAUCACACCCCUCUCAGACCACCUGGAGGAGAGGUUUCGGGAGGCCUGCGAGGAGCUGGCUAUGCCCUGGGAUGGAUGUGCCAGCCACCAUGAGCUACUGGCUCUCUGUGACCACCUGGGCCUGGAGGUGACGGAGGAUGUCCUCCAGGUUCUAAGUGGUGACGAGAUCAUGAGCGUGCAGGCGUUUACUUCCUGGGUUCUGAACCACGCCAAGCCCCCCACCCCGUCUGCCUCCACACCUUACAGACAGCUCAAAAGACUACACUCCUCACAGCCAUUCGAUGAGACGGGCCGUAGAACCAGCGCUAUGACGAGCACCAUCGGGAUGCGUCUGUUCUCCACUCUGGACGAUGGGACAGGGUCCGCUCCUGCUGAGGACGUCCUGGAUGCCUGGAUGGAGGAGGGCGUCGAGAACACCACCGAGAUACUACAGGCCUUGGAUUUUGACCUGGAGGGCAAAGUGAACCUCAGGGAGCUGACUGUGGCUCUGGAGAACGAGCUCCUCAUGACUAAGAAUGGGAUCCACCAGGCUGCACUGGCCAGCUUUAAGGCUGAGAUCAGAUACCUUCUUGAACGUGCCGAUCGAGAGCUCCGAGAGAAGGAGAAGACUCGUUCUGACCUGGAGAAAGCAGAGAAGUUAAAAACCCAGCUGGCUACUGAGGUGGACGAGCAUCACUCUGCCAUCGAACGCAUGAAUGACCUCAACCUGAGGAAGCUGGAGCAGGAACACAGGGAGAAGCUGGUGUCUGUCCGGUCAGAGCUCAUUAAAGAGAUGGACCAGAUACAGCAGCAGACUGGUCUGCAGAGAGAGAAACUAGAGACAGAGAUGGAGAAGCUCAGAGAUGACGAGACCUUCCUCAGAGACCACCUGUCACUCACUGUCAAGGAGAGUAGGCGUCUGGAAAUGGAGCUGCUGGACAGCACUGAGAAACUGGUAGAGGCAGAAAACCAGGUCAGCAAACUGCAGAGGAACCUGGAUAACAUCCUGAAGGAAAAGUUUGGGGAUCUGGACCUGGGCAACGCUGAGUUCUUCCUACAGGAGGAGAGUCUCAGACGGCUACGCAGUAGCUAUGAGGAACAGUGUCGGGAGCUUCAGGAUCGCAUCGAUGAGCUUCAAGCAGAGCUGCAGGAGUACCACAACCUGGGACGCACCUCUCAGCUCUGUCUCAAACCCUCUCUCUCUGAGGACCUGGAGAGUAAGAGUCCUGGCAUGGAGUCAGACCCAGGUCUAGGCUCAGAAGAGGGCCAGCCGUUGUUCAACAUGAGCCUGGAGGCCGAGAUGAUGCUGGAGCAGCUUAAAGAGAAGCACCUCUUAGAGAUGAAUGACCUACAGGCACAGCUGGAGAGCAAGGUGAGUGAGUUUGACCAGAAGGUGGAGGAGCAGAAAGCCGACCUGGAGGCCCAGAAGGUAGCCUUGUCCCUGCAGUACCUGGAGGAGAUCCAGGCACUACGAGGGGAGAUGUCCAUCAUCCAGAACCGAGCCCUGGAGCUCCAGGCCCAACUAGAGAAUGCUGAGGAGGAGCGAGCCGGUCUAGAGCAGAGACAGGCUGGGGUGAAGGAGGAGCUGGAGCACCAGGAGGAAGAGGUGAGCAGCCUGAGACAGGAGCUCCUGGAGUCCCGCAUCCAGGUUUCAGACCUGGAGGAGCAGCUGAAAGUCCAACAAGCGAAGGCUGAGUUGGGCCUGGACACAGAGAUGCAGGAGCUGAGGAAACUUCACGCCUUGGAACUCAACAAGCUGGACGUGCAGCACGACAACAUCCUUCAGGUCAGGCUGGAAGAAGAGAAGGGGAAGCUACAGGAGGAGCUGGAGAAGGUGGAGAGGAAACUGUUAGAGGAGUGGGAGAGGGAGAAGAGGGAGUUACAGCAGAGCCACGAGGAGGCAAUGAAGGCUAGGAUAGAGGAGGUGAGUUUGAAGUUCCAGGCAGAGCGAGAGGAGCUAGAGAUGCGACUCACGGAGGAGUGGGAGAGGGAGAAGGCUCAGCUGGAUGAGCAGAGUAACGAGUCGCUCCAGACCGUGUUAGAGGAGGAGAUGUUACGUCUAGUCAAGGAGCAGGACGGUAGGGAGAUACGGCUCACUGAGCAGUGGGAGCUGGAACAAGUUCAGCUCAAGGAGUGUCUGGAGGAGACUCUCCUCACCCGUUUGGCGGAGGAGAAGCUGAAGCAGCAGGAGCAGCAGGAGGAGGUGGAGAGGAGGCUCAGGGAGGAUUGGGACAGGGAGAGACUCCAGCUGGAGGAGGACUAUGAGGGCAUGCUCCAGGAGCAGCUGCAGGAGGACAGGGAGAGGCUUGCGGGGGAGAAGGAGGAGGUGGAGAAGAGGCUGGAGCAGAUGAUGGAGGAGGAGAAGGAGCGCCUGGAGGAGGCCCACAGACAGGCUGUGCAGGAACUGAGUGCCAAACACAGCGAGGAGAGGGAACAGCUCAGCGGUCUGCUGGAUAAACUGCGAGAGGAUAUCGCUGAGGAAAGGAAAGAACUAGAGAGCCACUUUUCCCAGAAAAUCAGGGAGGUGGAGGCCCGGUUCUCAGGCGACCAGGACGCCGUCGCAGAGCGCUUCCAAACCGACGUUUCCAACUUGGAGAAGCACUAUCAGAGCGAGCUGAAGGCACUCACCGACAACCACGCCGAGCAGAAAACCAAAUGGGAUGCGGAAAUGGAGGAAGCCCUUCAGAAAGCUGAAGAGCAGAGGAGAGUUCUGCAGGAAACCAGAGAACAAGAGCGAGAGACCAUCACCCAGGACCUAGUGAAAGAGAGGGAGCUGCUAGAGAGUGUCCGUAAGGAAGAGAUGGACGCGUUGGUCGCAAAGAACCAGGAACUCCAAAAGGAGCUGGAGAGUUUCAUCAGUUUAGCCCAGACCAAAGAGAUUGAGCUGAGUAGGCAGCUGAAUGAUCUUCACAAUAGGCUGCAGGAGAAUCUGGACACCAAAGACGAGCUUCUGGCCAAGUCUGAGAAGAAAGCCCAGGAGAUCGAGCUUCUGCUGAACCAGGCAGUGGAGGACUUCAAGCAGGAGAGGGCAGAACUUCAGGGAAACCUUUCUGAAUUAGAGGUGAGGCACUCCUUGGCUGAGAAGCAGCUUGAGGAGAUGAGUGAGCUGCUCUCAGAACAUGAUAACCAGAAGUUGAAGAUUGAAGAACUGGAGAAGUUCCUGAGACAGUCGGCGGUGGACUUUCAGUUUGAGAGGCUGGAGCUGCAAGAGAACAUCUCAGACCUGGAACUGAAGCUGAAGGAGAGUCGUCCUUCCUCUGACCUGCAGGACAAUGAGAAAGGAGAGCUUCUGGUCGAGAGAGACCAGCUUAGUAUUAGAAUUCAGGAAAUCGAGAACGAGCUCAACCAACUUCUAGACUCUGCAGACAAAACAGGGGGCAAAGAAAUGGAAGAAUCAAAUGAAGUAAAUGUAGCACCACUGGGAGAGGAACAUAUAGAGGCUGCAGCUCUUGAAGAACAAGUAUGUUCAGAAAACAUUACCGUUAGUGAUGAGACAUGUGACAAUGUUGUUCCAGAGGACUGUGAAGGCCUUGACGUAGAAUAUGUAUUCCCUAUGGAGCAGGGACCAAAUGACGAAGUUGAGAUUAUUACCGAAUCACCUCAUGAGAUGGAGAUUUCUGAGAACAUCAUUGCAGAAGUUUGCGAUCAAGAAAUAACUGUUACCUCAGACAACCUGAAUGUUUUAGUAGCGGCAUCUGAACAAGGACAAGAUGAUGUGGAGAUGAUACCUGAAACUCCAAAUAGGUUAGAGGAAUGUCCUGAAGACACCAUAACUCUUCAUCUUGAUGGGGAUGAUGAAACUACUGUGGACGAUGGCCAAGACCCAGUGGUUGAAUCUGUCGCCGUUGAGGAGCAAGCACAAGAUGACAACGCUAGUGAGGGAAGGAUGAAUGCUGAAACUUCUGAAGACAUUGAGGUAUGCCCUGAAAACAUUAUCAGUGUUGAGGCAUGCAAUGGUGAAGUCGCUGCUAUUCCAGAAGAAUGCCAAGACCUUGUUGAGGAAUCCCAAUCGUCUGAAUGCCAAUGUCAGGCUGAGGCCAACAUGGACGAAGACACUAACAAUGACAUUGUAGCAUUGUCUAUUCCAGAGGAGCAACCUCAAAGUGAUGACAUUGAUGGAGAUGUCUGUCCCUCUGAGAUGAAGUGUGAAGACUCCUCCCCUGCUAAGAUUGGACAGAAUGAUGCUAGUGUACAAGAAACUGUUUUCGAUGAUAAGCCUGAAGGGGAGGAACUUCAAGAUGAUCUGUUUAAUGAAGAAGUGGAGAGUUAUGUGUCUCUGGUUGUCUCUUCAGCCCUAGAGGAGAUAGGUCAUGACACUGACGAUACCAAAGUGACUUGUCUUUUCGAGGAAACUCAAGAUCUAGAGAAAAAGCCUGUGGAACUGAUUCCUCGGUCAGAAGCAGUGAAGGAUCGAGAUGCCUAUAUCCAUGAGAUCCUGGAGCUCCAUGAGCAAGUCAGCCAGUUGGAGAGCGAGGCCAGUCUUCUGGCUCAGCUACAGAGCCAGUAUGACACGGCCACAGAGGAGAACCUGGCGCUACAGCAGAAGAUCUCCGAGCUUCAGCAGAAGACGGAUGCACUAGAGAGUCUUUCAGCAGAAAACGAUCCGCGAGCUGUAGAGAAAAACGGUACCCUCAAAGCUCAGGCCAACGAGAUCAAGGUGACGUCUUCGGAUGUGACCUCGCUUCAGAUCCGAUACGAGGAGUGCGUCUGUGAAAACGCCAAGCUGGAGGAACAGAACUGUCGGCUGGAGAAGAGAGUCGUGGGCCUCGAGAGCAAAAUGCACAUCAUCCAAGACUUCCAAGAUCAACAAGUAGCGUUGGUGGACGAGAUCACCAGGAUGAGAGAGGAGAAUUGUAAGCUGACCGAGCUAGUCAGCGAAUUAGAGAGGCAGGAUGAGAUUCUCAUGGCUCUGCAGCUGGAGGCCGAGUCCGAGGAAGACGCCACCACAGAACAAGAACAAGAGUCCUUCCUGGACCUGAACUCCCAACUGGAGGCUAAGAUACAGGUGGUGUCGGAGCUGGAGGACUGCUGCACGGAGUUCGAGAAGCAGAACGGAAAGCUCCGCAGAGCCCUAACGGACCUGCAGGACAAGUCGCUGAAGAUGCAUGAGAAGAUGCAGACCCAUAGGAAUGAAGCGGGUCGUUUAGCAGAGGAGAACCUCUUACUCAGACACAAGAUUUCCGUGCUGAAGGAAGAGGACCUGAGAGAGACCCGAGAAGAGACGCUCUUGAAAGUGGAGCAUUUCAGGAAGGAGAAGAUAUCUGCACAAAAGAAAGCAGAGAGUUUCAAGAGACAGAUCUCUGAGCUGCGUCUCCGCAGUCAGCAGCUGGAGGAUGAGAACGGGUUGCUGUCGGAGAAGAACGCCCAGAAUGCAGCAGGAGUGGAGGCGUUGAGCCAGCAGCUGGGGGAACUGCUCAGACAGAGUGAGAGACAGGAGGCUGUCAGAGAUCAGCAACACUUUGUACCAGAGGAUAACAGGACCAAGAUGGCAGUGUGUGCGUCUGCCCUGCAGGCGGAGCUGACCAACGCUGUGGAAGGGACUGUACUGCCAGAGGAGGGCAAGGCCCAGCUGGUGCUACAAAUCAACACCCUCCGCGAUAAGGUGGCUAAGAUGGGGGCUGUGGAGUGCCAGCUCUCACUCCUCCUGCAGGAACACAAGGCUUUGGAGAAACAAGCCCAGGGAUUAUGCGAUCAGCUUGCCAAGUCUCAGGAGAGGACUCACGUGUUGGAUGAAAGUCUCCAGUCUGUCAACCUCCAGAGCGCCCGUCUCAAGUCAGACCUCCGCGUGUCACAGCAGGAGAAGGACGCCCUCAAACAGGAAGUGAUGUCACUGCACAAACAGCUGCAGAAUGCCAACGAUAAGAACCAGGUUCUGGAGAUGGCCCUGCACUCCAGCGGAUACCAGAGCCAGCAUAAGAAGCUGUACCAGGACGAGCUGGCCAGGCUAGUGGAACAAGAACAGCAACUGCUGAGACAGGAGAACGAGAGGCUGACCACGGAGCUCCACAACGUCAAGGACGACCUCCACCGCAGCAGGGACAAGACGCGUCAGCUGGAGGCAGCCAUCUUAACCGUGAAGCAGCAGAAACAGCAGGGCCAGGCCAGCGUGGUGAAGACUGUAGAACAGGAGAAGACGGCUCUGAAGAGAGAGCUGGACAUGAUGCAUCAGGAGCUACUCUCUGCUCAGAACAAGGUGUGUGAGGUCCAGAGAGAGCUGGAGAGUCUUCGUCAGGAGAACGAGGGUCUGAAGACCCAACAGACCCAGCUACAGACUCUCCAAGUCCAGCUGGUUGGUCUGCUGCCCACUUCCCCUCGCAGGAUGCCUGGUGAGCGGAGAGAGCAGCACCGCAGGGACGACCUCAACCCAGAGAACAUACAGAAUGAGAGGGCGAUGAUGAUGAUGAUGAAGAUGGAGGAACGUAUGAAGGAGAUAGAGCUGUCUCUGCAUAAUGUCAAGCUGCUGCUCAAAGAGAAGGUCUGCCAACUCAAAGAUCAGCUCCACAAGAACGGUAAAGCUGAUUCGUUGAUCAAGGACCUGUACGUGGAGAACGCCCAGCUGCUGAAGGCCUUGGAGAUGACCGAGCGGAGACAGAAAGUAGCAGAGAAGAAGAACUACCUCCUGGAACAGAAGAUCUCCAGCCUCAACAAGAUAGUCAGAGACCUGAGUCCCUCACCCCUACCCACAAUGCCCUACCAUUUUACCUGUUCCUAAUACUACGCUUUGACCACUGACCCCAGUAGCUGGACAGAACAUGGAUCUAAUACUACACUUUGACCCCUGACCCCAGUAGCUGGACAGAACAUGGAUCUAAUACUACACUUUGACCCCUGACCCCAGUAGCUGAACUGAACAUGGAUCUAAUACUACACUUUGACCCCUGACCCCAGUAGCUGGACUGAACAUAGAUCUAAUUACUACACUUUGACCCCUGACCCCAGUAGCUGGACUGAACAUAGAUCUAAUUACUACACUUUGACCCCUGACCCCAGUAGCUGGACUGAACAUGGAUCUAAUACUACACUUUGACCCCUGACCCCAGUAGCUGGACUGAACAUGGAUCUAAUACUACACUUUGACCCCUGACCCCAGUAGCUGGACGGAACAUGGAACUAAUACUACAUUUUGACCCCUGACCCCAGUAGCUGGACUGAACAUGGAACUAAUACUACACUUUGACCCCUGACCCCAGUAGCUGGACUAAACAUGGAACUCGAGUGUUACAUUAACAUUCCACCUGAGCCCCUUAACCCUCCGUCCUCUUAACCGCCUGUCUAUGGUGACCUCUACCCUACGGUCAUACCACCAAGACUACUGUCUAUGGUGACCUCUACCCUACUGUCAUACACAACCACCAAGACUACUGUCUACGGUGACCUCUACCCUACGGUCAUACCACCAAGACUACUGUCUAUGGUGACCUCUACCCUACUGUCAUACCACCAAGACUACUGUCUAUGGUGACCUCUACCCUACUGUCAUACCACCAAGACUACUGUCUAUGGUGACCUCUACCCUACUGUCAUACCACCAAGACUACUGUCUAUGGUGACCUCUACCCUACUGUCAUACCACCAAGACUACUGUCUAUGGUGACCUCUACCCUACUGUCAUACACAACCACCAAGACUACUGUCUAUGGUGACCUCUACCCUACUGUCAUACCACCAAGACUACUGUCUAUGGUGACCUCUACCCUACUGUCAUACCACCAAGACUACUGUCUAUGGUGACCUCUACCCUACUGUCAUACCAUCAAGACUACUGUCUACGGUGACCUCUACCCUACUGUCAUACCACCAAGACUACUGUCUACGGUGACCUCUACCCUACUGUCAUACCACCAAGACUACUGUCUACGGUGACCUCUACCCUACUGUCAUACCACCAAGACUACUGUCUACGGUGACCUCUACCCUACUGUCAUACCACCAAGACUACUGUCUAUGGUGACCUCUACCCUACUGUCAUACCACCAAGACUACUGUCUAUGGUGACCUCUACCCUACUGUCAUACCACCAAGACUACUGUCUAUGGUGACCUCUACCCUACUGUCAUACCACCAAGACUACUGUCUAUGGUGACCUCUACCCUACUGUCAUACCAUCAAGACUACUGUCUAUGGUGACCUCUACCCUACUGUCAUACCACCAAGACUACUGUCUACGGUGAUCUCUACCCUACUGUCAUACCACCAAGACUACUGUCUAUGGUGACCUCUACCCUACUGUCAUACCACCAAGAUUACUGUCUAUGGUGACCUCUACCCUACUGUCAUACCACCAAGACUACUGUCUAUGGUGACCUCUACCCUACUGUCAUACCACCAAGACUACUGUCUAUGGUGACCUCUACCCUACUGUCAUACCACCAAGACUACUGUCUAUGGUGACCUCUACCCUACUGUCAUACCAUCAAGACUACUGUCUAUGGUGACCUCUACCCUACUGUCAUACCCAACCACCAAGACUACUGUCUAUGGUGACCUCUACCCUACUGUCAUACCACCAAGACUACUGUCUAUGGUGACCUCUACCCUACUGUCAUACCACCAAGACUACUGUCUACGGUGACCUCUACCCUACUGUCAUACCACCAAGACUACUGUCUAUGGUGACCUCUACCCUACUGUCAUACCACCAAGACUACUGUCUAUGGUGACCUCUACCCUACUGCCAUACCCAACCACCAAGACUACUGUCUAUGGUGACCUCUACCCUACUGUCAUACCACCAAGACUACUGUCUAUGGUGACCUCUACCCUACUGUCAUACCCAACCACCAAGACUACUGUCUAUGGUGACCUCUACCCUACUGUCAUACCACCAAGACUACUGUCUAUGGUGACCUCUACCCUACUGUCAUACCACCAAGACUACUGUCUAUGGUGACCUCUACCCUACUGUCAUACCACCAAGACUACUGUCUAUGGUGACCUCUACCCUACUGUCAUACCACCAAGACUACUGUCUACGGUGACCUCUACCCUACUGUCAUACCACCAAGACUACUGUCUAUGGUGACCUCUACCCUACUGUCAUACCACCAAGACUACUGUCUAUGGUGACCUCUACCCUACUGUCAUACCACCAAGACUACUGUCUACGGUGACCUCUACCCUACUGUCAUACCCAACCACCAAGACUACUGUCUACGGUGACCUCUACCCUACUGUCAUACCCAACCACCAAGACUACUGUCUACGGUGACCUCUACCCUACUGUCAUACCACCAAGACUACUGUCUAUGGUGACCUCUACCCUACUGUCAUACCACCAAGACUACUGUCUAUGGUGACCUCUACCCUACUGUCAUACCACCAAGACUACUGUCUAUGGUGACCUCUACCCUACUGUCAUACCACCAGGACUACUGUCUAUGGUGACCUCUACCCUACUGUCAUACCCAACCACCAAGACUACUGUCUAUGGUGACCUCUACCCUACUGUCAUACCCAACCACCAAGACUACUGUCUAUGGUGACCUCUACCCUACUGUCAUACCACCAAGACUACUGUCUACGGUGACCUCUACCUUACUGUCAUACCACCAAGACUACUGUCUAUGGUGACCUUUACCCUACUGUCAUACCAUCAAGACUACUGUCUAUGGUGACCUCUACCCUACUGUCAUACCACCAAGACUACUGUCUAUGGUGACCUCUACCCUACUGUCAUACCACCAAGACUACUGUCUAUGGUGACCUCUACCCUACUGUCAUACCACCAAGACUACUGUCUAUGGUGACCUCUACCCUACUGUCAUACACAACCACCAAGACUACUGUCUAUGGUGACCUCUACCCUACUGUCAUACCACCAAGACUACUGUCUAUGGUGACCUCUACCCUACUGUCAUACCACCAAGACUACUGUCUAUGGUGACCUCUACCCUACUGUCAUACCACCAAGACUACUGUCUAUGGUGACCUCUACCCUACUGUCAUACCCAACCACCAAGACUACUGUCUAUGGUGACCUCUACCCUACUGUCAUACCACCAAGACUACUGUCUAUGGUGACCUCUACCCUACUGUCAUACCACCAAGACUACUGUCUACGGUGACCUCUACCCUACUGUCAUACCCAACCACCAAGACUACUGUCUAUGGUGACCUCUACCCUACUGUCAUACCACCAAGACUACUGUCUAUGGUGACCUCUACCCUACUGUCAUACCCAACCACCAAGACUACUGUCUAUGGUGACCUCUACCCUACUGUCAUACCAUCAAGACUACUGUCUAUGGUGACCUCUACCCUACUGUCAUACCACCAAGACUACUGUCUACGGUGACCUCUACCCUACUGUCAUACCACCAAGACUACUGUCUAUGGUGACCUCUACCCUACUGUCAUACCACCAAGACUACUGUCUACGGUGACCUCUACCCUACUGUCAUACCCAACCACCAAGACUACUGUCUAUGGUGACCUCUACCCUACUGUCAUACCACCAAGACUACUGUCUACGGUGACCUCUACCCUACUGUCAUACCACCAAGACUACUGUCUAUGGUGACCUCUACCCUACUGUCAUACCCAACCACCAAGACUACUGUCUAUGGUGACCUCUACCCUACUGUCAUACCACCAAGACUACUGUCUAUGGUGACCUCUACCCUACUGUCAUACCACCAAGACUACUGUCUAUGGUGACCUCUACCCUACUGUCAUACCACCAAGACUACUGUCUACGGUGACCUCUACCCUACUGUCAUACCACCAAGACUACUGUCUAUGGUGACCUCUACCCUACUGUCAUACCACCAAGACUACUGUCUAUGGUGACCUCUACCCUACUGUCAUACCACCAAGACUACUGUCUACGGUGACCUCUACCCUACUGUCAUACCACCAAGACUACUGUCUAUGGUGACCUCUACCCUACUGUCAUACCACCAAGACUACUGUCUAUGGUGACCUCUACCCUACUGUCAUACCACCAAGACUACUGUCUAUGGUGACCUCUACCCUACUGUCAUACCACCAAGACUACUGUCUAUGGUGACCUCUACCCUACUGUCAUACCACCAAGACUACUGUCUAUGGUGACCUCUACCCUACUGUCAUACCACCAAGACUACUGUCUAUGGUGACCUCUACCCUACUGUCAUACCACCAAGACUACUGUCUAUGGUGACCUCUACCCUACUGUCAUACCAUCAAGACUACUGUCUAUGGUGACCUCUACCCUACUGUCAUACCACCAAGACUACUGUCUAUGGUGACCUCUACCCUACUGUCAUACCACCAAGACUACUGUCUAUGGUGACCUCUACCCUACUGUCAUACCCAACCACCAAGACUACUGUCUAUGGUGACCUCUACCCUACUGUCAUACCACCAAGACUACUGUCUAUGGUGACCUCUACCCUACUGUCAUACCCAACCACCAAGACUACUGUCUAUGGUGACCUCUACCCUACUGUCAUACCACCAAGACUACUGUCUAUGGUGACCUCUACCCUACUGUCAUACCACCAAGACUACUGUCUACGGUGAUCUCUACCCUACUGUCAUACCCAACCAUCAAGACUACUGUCUAUGGUGACCUCUACCCUACUGUCAUACCACCAAGACUACUGUCUACGGUGACCUCUACCCUACUGUCAUACCCAACCACCAAAGUACCGGAACACAAAUUUGAUCACAAAAGUUGUCACUGAAGAUCAACGUUUUUUUUUUACCAUGACCCUAAACCGCUGUACCAGAGAACCUUCCGGAUACUGAAGUGCACUUCACGGGUUGGGGUCAAUUCCAUUUCAGUUCCAAUCAAUUCAGGAAGUAGUAAACCAAAUUCCACAUUUUCCUAAUUGAAAAGCAUUGAAGAGAAUUGGAUUGUCAGUGUACUUCCUGAAUUAAUUGGAAUUGAAAUGGAAUUGAUCCCAACCCUGGUACAAUUGGUUGUCUGAGAGAUCAGUCAAUAUUUUAAGCUCCCUGUUCAACACUAUGGGAAUCAAUACUGUCACAUUUCAGUUAUUCGAACUGGAUAAAGAGGGUAUUAAUAUGUGUAUUUAAAUGCACAAUAAAUGGUAUAAUCAUGUAUACAAACCACUUUGUAAAUUAAAUAAACUGUGUAUGUUUUGUUACA
Molecule: messenger RNA, 14245 nt
Organism: Salvelinus fontinalis (brook trout)
Lineage: Eukaryota; Metazoa; Chordata; Actinopteri; Salmoniformes; Salmonidae
Gene: nin
Product: ninein (GSK3B interacting protein)
Exons: 31
Coding region: 1241-8866 (2541 amino acids)
Biological process (GO): centrosome localization; microtubule anchoring at centrosome; centrosome-templated microtubule nucleation
Cellular component (GO): centriole; mitotic spindle pole; centrosome
Molecular function (GO): calcium ion binding
Source: RefSeq, a predicted model, not a curated record